Molecule: messenger RNA, 836 nt
Organism: Triticum dicoccoides
Lineage: Eukaryota; Viridiplantae; Streptophyta; Magnoliopsida; Poales; Poaceae
Product: rRNA-processing protein UTP23 homolog
Exons: 7
Coding region: 235-696 (153 amino acids)
Cellular component (GO): small-subunit processome
Molecular function (GO): RNA binding
Source: RefSeq, a predicted model, not a curated record
GGGAAACGGCCGGGAGGAGGAGGAUGCGCGGGAGGCGGGGCAGCGUCAGAAUCAACGUGCUUCGGAUCCGGCCGAGGCUUACGGCGACACGGACGCGGAGGGUCUGGCCGCGGCCGCCGCGCUCCCUCCGGUUUUGUUUGGUGAGAUUCUCUUCAGAAAACAAGAUUUGUAUUGGUGGUAGAUCGACAGCAACUGACAAGGACUACCACGAUUAGAGCUACUCUUUUGGCACCCAUGUUUCAGUAUGCAGUCAAGCAGGCAACAAGGGAUCUGUGGGACGAGGCCAAGGUGUACGUGCGCAACCUUCCCUACGACGUUAGCAGCGAGCGCCUCGUGCAGCUCUUCGAGCAGGACGGCGUCAUCGAGGUCACCGUGUCGAUAUGUGGUAUCGGUGACAGAAGGUGCAUCACACGCUUGGGUAUUUUCUUCCGCACGAGUUUUGAGAAUGCCAAAGUGGUCACUGCGGUGGAUUGUAUUAUGUCACUGGUAUGUGAUAAGAAUUGGGAACAUUAUUCUUUUGCCACCCAGGAUUCGGAGCUCCGUGAAAAGCUAUGGGAGGUUCCUGGUGUUCCUGUGAUAUAUGGUCUGAAGAACUCCUUGUUCAUUGAGCAACCAUUCGUUCAGCAAAGUCAGUUUGCUCAGUUGGAUGAGAAGUGCAACUUAUUGAAAAAUCCGAAUUUAAGAAGCUACCCAUGACUCAGGACGUCACCCGAAGGAAAGACAUCUGUUGAUGGAAACAGACAUGAUGUGGCAUAGAAAAACAAGUUUAGAAGGAACAGAGCAAAGUCGAGCUCCACAUCCCUCGCCGCUUCCUCAACUUAUCUCAACUGCCAGCG